AUGGGGUUCUCUGUAAGGUCAUCAUUUGCCCUUACAGUGGCCUGGUUCGUUCUCUUCGGUGGAUUGUUUAUGGUCGUUAAUGGUGAUUUUAAUUAUAAAGAUGCACUCACCAAGUCAAUUAUAUUCUUGGAGGCACAGAGGUCAGGGAAGCUCCCUUCAAAUUGUAGGCUUCGUUGGAGAGGAGACUCUGGGCUUGAAGAUGGAAAACUUGCUGAUGUGGAUCUUGUUGGGGGUUAUUAUGAUGCAGGAGACAAUGUCAAGUAUGGUCUCCCCAUGGCUUUCACCAUUACAACCCUGGCCUGGGGUGCCAUCUUUUAUCGUGCAGAAUUACAAGCAGCUGGGGAAUUGCAUAAUGUACAAGACGCCAUCCGCUGGGGAACAGAUUAUUUUCUCAAGGCUAGUUCCAAACGCAACACUCUGUGGGUGCAGGUGGGAGACCCAGUUAAAGAUCACCAGUGUUGGGUGCGACCGGAAAACAUGGAUUCCCCGAGAACACUUCUAAAGAUUGACAGCAACACCCCUGGUACAGAAAUUGCAGCUGAGACUGCUGCAGCAUUGGCUGCUUCCUCCAUUGUUUUCAGGAAAACAGAUCGUUUGUAUUCUCGUAAACUCCUCAACAAGGCAAAAGUGCUCUUUCUGUUUUCUAAAGCACAUAAAGGAACCUUUGAUGGAGAGUGCCCAUUCUAUUGCUCUUAUUCUGGCUAUAAUGAUGAGCUGCUGUGGGCAGCUUCAUGGUUAUACAUGGCUUCCAUGAAGCCAGUGUUUUUAGAAUACAUUCAAGAGGAAACCAUCAGUGCAAGCGUUGCUGAAUUCAGUUGGGAUCUCAAAUAUGCUGGAGCCCAAAUCCUUCUAUCUGCAUUGUAUUUUGGAGGGGAGAAAAGUCUAGAGAACUUCAAGAAGCAGGCCGACAGCUUUGUAUGUUCUGUGCUUCCUGAGAGCCCCUAUAAGCAGAUCUACUUCACUCCAGGUGGGUUGAUUCACCUCAGAGAUGGAGCCAACACGCAAUAUGUUACAGGCACUGCUUUGUUGUUUAGUGUCUACAGCGAUGUGCUUGCUAAAUACAACCAGAAGGUGGCAUGCGGGAACAAAGAGUUUGACUGGAAAGAUCUCAUGAAGUUCGCCAAGAAACAGAUGGAUUAUUUGCUUGGGAAAAACCCAUUAGGGAGAUCAUACAUGGUUGGGUUCGGCAACAACCCACCGAAGCAGCCUCACCACAGAGGCUCCUCCGUUCCUAUUUUGGCACCCAACGCCCCCAUUAGCUGCCCCAUGAGCUUCGUUAACUGGUUCCGAGAAGACUUGCCCAAUCCCAAUGAGCUCACCGGCGCCAUUGUCGGCGGGCCCGAUCGAUACGACAAUUUCGAUGAUCAACGUUGGGACUCCUCCAAGCUCGAGCCCACUACGUACAUCAACUCCCUAGCCGUCGGUGUCCUUGCAAAGCUCAGUUCGCAGCAUUCCUAA
Messenger RNA from Nelumbo nucifera (sacred lotus), 1458 nucleotides. It is a transcript of the gene GH9A4, whose product is annotated as glycosyl hydrolase 9A4. The record is from RefSeq and is a predicted model, not a curated record. Lineage: Eukaryota; Viridiplantae; Streptophyta; Magnoliopsida; Proteales; Nelumbonaceae. Gene Ontology annotation, molecular function: hydrolase activity, hydrolyzing O-glycosyl compounds. Gene Ontology annotation, biological process: carbohydrate metabolic process.